Molecule: messenger RNA, 1020 nt
Organism: Rhinichthys klamathensis goyatoka
Lineage: Eukaryota; Metazoa; Chordata; Actinopteri; Cypriniformes; Leuciscidae
Product: ribonuclease inhibitor-like
Exons: 7
Coding region: 1-1020 (339 amino acids)
Molecular function (GO): protein binding
Source: RefSeq, a predicted model, not a curated record
AUGUCAGAGGAAAGAGGAAAGGACUCUCUCUCUCAGAUGAGUCUCUCAGAGAAACACAGUGGAAGAUCAGGCUCACAUGUGUCCAGCUCUGUGUCUCUGAAGAGUGAUCAGUCUAAAGGUUUUCCACCAGACUUCAGUGAGAAAACACCAUCAUCUAAUAAAAGGUUAAAUGAUUGUAACUUAACAGACAAAAGCUGUUCAGCUCUGGCUGCAGUUCUUGGAUCCGAUACCAAUCUGAAAGAGCUGAACAUGAACAAUAAUAAUCUACAGGAUUCAGGAGUGAAGCUGAUCUGCACUGGACUGAAGAAUAUGAAGUGUAAAUUGGAGAUACUGAGACUCUCUAACUGCAGUGUAACAGAAGAAGGUUAUAAAGCUCUGGCUUCAGCUCUGAGAUCAAACCCUUCACACCUGAUAGAGCUGGAUCUCACAGGGAAUGAUCCUGGACAAUCAGGAGUGAAGCAGCUCAAUGAUUUACUACAGGAUCCAGACUGUCAACUGAAGACACUGAGGUUUUUGAGUCCUGCUGCAGAGAAAGCCUGUCGGUAUGUGAAUAGAGUUGUGGGUGAAAACCCGUUUCUCCAGAGAAAGCUGAAUCUGAGUGGACAUAAACUAGGAGACACACGAGUGAAUCAGAUCGCUGCUCUACUGCAGGAUAAACACUGUCAACUCAACACACUGACUCUGAGUGGAUGCAGUAUUACAGAGAAACAGAGUCUCAUCCUGACUUCAGCUCUGAAAUCAAACCCGUCACACCUGAGAGAGCUGAACCUGACCGGGAAUAAUCUAGGAAACACAGGAGUGAAGCACUUAUGUGCCGUACUGAAGGAUCCACACUGUAAACUGGAGAGAUUGAGUCUAUAUCACUGUGGCAUUACAGAUGUUUCUUCUUUAACUCAGUCUUUGACUAACUCAAAAGCACUGCAGUUUUUAAAAGAGCUUGAUCUGAGAGACAAUGAGAUCGGAGACUCACAGCAGCGACUCAGAGACGAGCUACGAGACUCAAACUGUGUCCUGAGGUGA